CUCGCAGCGCAAGGCCCGCCCCUGCCCUCCGCGUCCCGGGGUGCCCGGCUCGCCGGGUGGUGCCACGCUCCCGGCGCCGCCGGCUGGGGAGGCAGAGGCGUGGAGGGUGGGAGUCGGGGCCGCCAGGGCGUGGCCGCUCCACGGGCCCGCCCAGCCGCCGCGCGCCAAAGUCAAAGUGCGGGUCCCGCCGGCGCGAGCUUGACGCUGCCUCCCGAGCUCCCAGCUCCUCCGCACUCCUGCAGGUCCCUUAGCCCGAGCCGUCGCGAGCGAGCAGGCAUGACCACCCCGCCUAAGAGGUUCUGCCCUUCUCCCUCCGCCAGCUCCGAGGGGACACGCAUCAAGAAGAUCGCCAUCGAGGGGAACAUCGCUGCUGGGAAGUCCACGUUCGUGAAUAUCCUGAAGCAAGUCUGUGAGGACUGGGAAGUGGUGCCUGAACCUGUUGCCAAGUGGUGCAACGUUCAGAAUACGCAAGAUGAGUUUGAGGAACUGACAACAUCUCAGAAAAGUGGUGGGAAUGUUCUUCAGAUGAUGUACGAGAAGCCUGAACGGUGGUCCUUCACCUUCCAGUCCUAUGCCUGCCUCAGCCGGAUCCGAGCUCAGCUUGCCGCCCUCAAUGGCAAGCUCAAAGAUGCAGAGAAACCCGUGUUAUUUUUUGAGCGAUCUGUGUAUAGUGACAGGUAUAUUUUCACAUCUAAUUUGUAUGAAUCUGACUGCAUGAACGAAACAGAGUGGACGAUAUAUCAGGACUGGCAUGAUUGGAUGAAUAGCCAGUUUGGGCAAAGUCUGGAGCUGGAUGGAAUCAUUUAUCUUCGAGCUACUCCAGAGAAAUGCUUAAAUAGAAUACAUUUACGGGGAAGAAACGAAGAACAAGGCAUCCUUCUUGAAUACUUAGAGAAACUUCACUAUAAACACGAGAGCUGGCUCCUUCAUCGAACUCUGAAAACCGACUUUGAUUAUCUUCAAGAGGUGCCUAUCCUCACACUGGAUGUCAAUGAAGACUUUAAAGACAAGCAUGAAAGCCUGGUUGAGAAGGUGAAAGAGUUUUUGAGUACUUUGUGAUUGAACGGAAGACUGCAGGCAACAGAAUUGUCUCCAGAAGCUUCCGUCUGCGUGUCCUCGUAGCUUGAUUUCAUACGAAGGUCUUCAUAGGAGUCACGUUUUUAAACCAGUUUCGUUUUAAGGAGAACAACCUUUUCUUUGUAUAUAUAUUUUAUUUAAUAUUCAGAAUCCCCUGUAAAACGUUAUGUCCCCCCUUUACUCCCUUUCUUCCUCCACUUCCUUCCUCAGUUUUGAGUCCGAGGUGUUCUCUCACACCAGGAAGUCUGGAGGUAGAUGUUCUCAGAACCAGUGAAGUGACUGAGUCACUGUUAGGAAAGGCCCCGCCUCCUUUCUUCCCGGUUGUUAUCCUGAGCAGGUAGACAUGUUUUCAUUGUUCUCUCACUUCUAGUUUUACAUCUAGAGGGCGUACAUACUUGUAAGUCAGCAUAGCUAUUACCCGCUGAACGGCGUAGUUUGGGGAAUCCCUAGAACAGGGAUUUGUUUGAAGUGUGUGUUUUGUUUUUCAUCUUGUUCCCUUUGGUGGUGCUGGACAUUAAACCCAGGGUCUCAUUCAUGCUAGGGAACCUUUCUACAGUGAACUGUCUCAGCCCUGUAGUGUUUUUAUCAACUACCUCUCCUUCCGCUCCACUUAAAGUUGACAAUAAGACCGUGUGAUCAUCACCUCGUUGAUGUUUAUUCAUGAGUCUGUGGUGCAUUUGUAGAGAAAGAGGUUGAAUUCUGUUCCCAGUGUGGUAAUGGUGUAAUUACUUUAUAAAUCAUUUAAUUUUUGCGUGUUUCUUCAUCCGUGAUGAGUACUUUUUUCUCUUAUUUUUUUUUUGUGAACAUAAAUUUUGGAAGAAAUCUUUUUAUAUUUAAAAGGUAGCUAAGACAUUUAUUACAUGGAGUAUAAAUCUUAAUGAAAUUAGUUACUGCUUUUCUUGGAUUACUAUAGUUUAAAUGCUUGUUUAAAUUAUGUUUUGCUUUUGUUUUUUUGUUUGUUUGUUUUUUGAGGCAAAGUCUCUUCACAGCUUGAACUCCACCCACCUCUGUCUCUGCAAGCCUUGUCCUCUGGCUCCCCCCCCCCCCCCCCCCC
This is a messenger RNA of Alexandromys fortis (reed vole), 2131 nucleotides long. It is a transcript of the gene Dck, whose product is annotated as deoxycytidine kinase. The transcript is spliced from 7 exons. Gene Ontology annotation, biological process: nucleobase-containing compound metabolic process. Gene Ontology annotation, cellular component: cytoplasm. The coding region runs from base 277 to 1059 and encodes 260 amino acids. The record is from RefSeq and is a predicted model, not a curated record. Gene Ontology annotation, molecular function: deoxycytidine kinase activity; ATP binding. NCBI's taxonomy places the organism in Eukaryota, Metazoa, Chordata, Mammalia, Rodentia, Cricetidae.